AUGACAGAUGAAGAAACUUGCUUCUUUGAAGAAGAAUGUAUUGAUCAAGAUCGUGUUGUUCAUGACCAGUAUCAUGUGAUCAAUGAGCUUUGUUGUAUAAUUUGUCAGGGUCUUUUAUGGAAGCCAAGAUCAUGUGCCUCUUGUCAACAUUUAUUUUGUAAUCAAUGUAUUCGAAUAUGGCGUAAGGUCAAUCCAACUUCAUGUCCCUUUCGUUGUUCUCCAUAUGAAGAAAAACGUGCACCACCACAUAUUCAUUCUCUCCUGGGUCGUCUAUCCAUUCGUUGUCGUAAUAGUUUAUUUGGUUGUACAGAAGUUCUAUCCUACGAUUUAUUAGAACAGCAUGAAACUGAAGAAUGUCAGUUUCCAACUAAACGAUGCAACAUAUGUCGAAAAUAUAUACUAAUAAGUGAAAUUGAUCAGCAUCAAAUAUUUUGCAUACCUGCAGUGACUCAAUGUUUCGCAUGCAAAUAUCUAAUUGACCGAACUGUGUAUCAACAACACAUGAUUAAAUGUAUCCAAGAAAGAUUAGAUCUCUUAAUUGAACAAAUGAUACCAUCACCAGAUGAUUUUGAGAUACUUGAGAACAAUACGCUCACUUUUCCACAGGAAUAUGGCAAUGAAACAGGAUUCACUCGAUUAAAUAAUCGAUUACAACGAUUUCUGUUUCUGAUGCCUAAAGCCAAUCUAGUUGAAUUCGAUGCAGUUGUACAAGCUCGUCAACAAAAUUGUUGCGCUCGAAUUUGGACUAUGCUUCGAUUGAUUUUCUUCAAUAAAUCACAAGCUGCUCAAAUUUUAACCAGUCUUUUUUGAAUUAUUGAUGGCGAAUAUCACUUAUAA
Molecule: messenger RNA, 837 nt
Organism: Rotaria sordida
Lineage: Eukaryota; Metazoa; Rotifera; Eurotatoria; Philodinida; Philodinidae
Source: the annotation of a GenBank genome assembly